GAAGUAAAAGUUAAUAAUCGACUUAAAAGCGAAGGAAACUCCCACGUUUACUUUUCUUUUCGCGCAAUUUUACAUGACUCAGGAUAUCGAGUUUGUGUGUGUGUGUGUGUUUGCUAUAAGUGUAUUGGGUUAGAGGUAAGCUCGUCGAGCGCAGGAGCAAAAUGAAUAGAACAGGACGAAAGUCGACGAUUCCGCCAGACAGACAGACGGACGCGAGAAAGGACAAAAGUGAGAUGGAGGGUAGUAGCUCACCGGGUUCGAAGUCGUCAACCGUCUAGACUCUUUCUAAUACUUAUAUAUAUAUAACGAUAAACACAUGGAAACUUGAGCCUUGGUUAAUGGAGAACCUUGUUUUUCGACCAUCCUGAACGACUAUUCAAUUACGAGAGAGAUUUUUUUUUUAUUGGUGUCAUUAUGGACCAACCUUUCACCCCACGAAAUGCAGAACCACCUGCUAAUCAACCACCUCCAAUGGUAAAACAAAAUCCUCCAGGCUUUCAACAGGCGCCACCAGGAGGUCAACAAAGAUUUCCAGUGAUUAAUAAUAAUGGUCCAGGACAACCUCCACCAUUGCGUCAUCUAGACAGUAGAUCGUCAUUGAUUCCCGGUCAAUUUCCACAACAAAGACCACCGCCUCCUUACGGACCAAGACCUCGUAACGUUUUCUAUCCCCGAGGUCAAGCACCUCCACUUCCUGGUUCUCAAGGUCAAUUUCCAUCUCCUCAAGGAUCAGUUCCCGGCUCUCCUAAUCAAACAAUACCACCACAAGGAUUUCCAGGACCUCGAUUCAUUCAAAAUCCAAAUAUUCGAGGUCCUCCUCAAUCAUCUCAAAGAUCUCCAUUUCCUCAACAAUUUUUUCCCCGCAAUGGCAAUGAUCAAAUAAGAGGACCUAUUGAAUUUCCACCAAAUCAAAAAUUACAACGUAAUGAUUCAGUGGCGAAUUUAAAUCCCCGUUAUCCAAUUCCUGCCGAUAGGCGACCUCAAUUAAUUCCUCAAAUUUCCAUCGAAAGAAUGUCAGACGAAGGAUCAACAAAAUCAAUCCCAGCCGAACAGGCUGAUAUUGAAACAAUUAAAAAAAAGGAAAAUGACGAUGACGACGAUGAUGUCGUGGUGGAUAGUGAAAAAUUGUCAGAUAAAAUCGAAAUUCCAAAAUCCCCACGUUCCUCAGCUCCAAGUCGUCAAGAUUCAACAUCCAGUGAUGGUAAAAAUUCCGAUUUGGAUAAAAAUUCCCUUGGUCCAUCUAAUCAAACAUCACCAGUUCGUCUCCAAUCUCCGGCUAAUUUUCAAUCUUCUCCAGCUUAUCAACAAUCACCAAUUCAUUUACAAUCUUCUCCAGCUCAAUCACCGUCUCAUCUACAAUCAUCGCCAGCUCAUCAACAAUCACCCGGUCCAGCAAGUAGACCUCCAUCAGCUUCCCUAAGUCUCAAUAAAACAUCUCGACCACCUUCUGCAAUUAAAGACAAUUCAGACAAGAAUAUUGAAAAUAAAAAUAAUGAUGAAAUAAUUAAAUCUAUUCCUAAUGGACAAUGA
This is a messenger RNA of Leptopilina boulardi, 1530 nucleotides long. RefSeq names its product basic salivary proline-rich protein 1-like. NCBI's taxonomy places the organism in Eukaryota, Metazoa, Arthropoda, Insecta, Hymenoptera, Figitidae. The transcript has 4 exons. Bases 415 to 1530 code for a protein of 371 amino acids. The record is from RefSeq and is a predicted model, not a curated record.